CUCUUCCUAGCUCUGACUGAAGGUUAUGUUGGCUCUCUGCAUGAAAACAGACAUGGUAGUUCAGUGCAGAUACGGAGGCGAAAGGCUUCGGGGGAUCCUUACUGGGCAUACUCGGGUACCUACGGUCCCGAGCACUGGGUUACUUCCAGCGAGAAGUGCGGAGGAUCUCACCAGUCUCCCAUCGACAUCGUAGACCAUCAGGCCCAUGUUGGAGAUGAGUAUCAAGAACUGCAGCUUGAUGGUUUUGACAAUGAAUCUUCAAACAAGACUUGGAUGAAAAACACAGGAAAAACAGUUGCAUUGUUGCUGAAGGACGAUUAUUUUGUCAGUGGUGCCGGGUUGCCGGGCAGAUUCAAGGCAGAGAAAGUGGAGUUUCACUGGGGUCAAAGCAACGGAUCAGCUGGCUCUGAGCACAGCAUCAAUGGCAAGAGGUUCCCUGUUGAGAUGCAGAUCUACUUCUACAAUCCUGAUGACUUUGACAGUUUUGGAACAGCAGUUCUAGAAAACAGGGUAGUAGGAGCCAUGGCCGUGUUUUUUCAAGUCAGUCAGAGGGACAAUUCAGCACUGGAUCCCAUUAUCCAUGGGUUGAAGGGUGUCGUACAUCACGAGAAGGAGACCUUUCUGGAUCCCUUUGUGCUCAGGGACCUUCUGCCGACAUCGCUGGGGAGUUACUACCGCUACGCAGGUUCUCUGACUACUCCUCCGUGUAGUGAGAUUGUGGAGUGGAUCGUUUUUCGGAAGCCCGUUCCCAUUUCCUACCAUCAGCUGGAGGCGUUCUACUCCAUAUUCACCACCGAACAGCAAGACCAUGUCAAGUCCGUGGAGUACCUGAGGAAUAACUUCCGACCCCAGCAAAACCUGAACAACAGGAAGGUGUCUAAGUCUGCCGUGAAGGAUGCUUGGAGCCAAGAUAUGACAGACAUCUUGGAAAAUCCACUCGGCACAGAAGCUUCCAAAGCUUGCAGCACUCCCCCGGUCAACAUGAAAGUGCAGCCAGUGAAUAGGACAGCGUUACUUGUAACCUGGAACCAACCAGAAACCAUCUACCACCCUCCGAUCAUGAACUACAUGAUCUCAUACAGCUGGACUAAAAAUGAAGACGAAAAGGAGAAGACUUUCACCAAGGACAGUGACAAGGACCUGAAGGCCAUCAUUAGCCAUGUCUCACCUGACAUCCUUUAUCUGUUCAGAGUUCAAGCAGUUUGCCGAAAUGAAAUGCGUAGUGACUUUAGCCAGACUAUGCUCUUUCAAGCUAACACCACUCGAAUUUUCGAGGGGACCAGAAUUGUGAAAACAGGAGUGCCCACAGCAUCUCCUGCCUCCUCAGCUGACAUGGCUCCCAUCAGCUCCGGCUCCUCCACCUGGACCUCCUCGGGGCUCCCCUUCUCCUUCGUGUCCAUGGCCACAGGGAUGGGGCCUUCCUCCAGCGGCAGCCAGGCCACCGUGGCCUCAGUGGUGACCAGCACCUUGCUGGCAGGGCUGGGCUUCAGCGGUGUGGUGGCUGCCACCGAGGCCGCCGCUGCCGCCUCCCCGGGGCCAGAGCGGGACUCAGCACUGACAAAGGACAGCGAGGGAGCCGAGGAGGGGGAGAAGGACGAAAAGAGUGAAAGUGAGGAUGGGGAGCGGGAGCAUGAGGAAGAGGAAGAAAAGGAUGCUGAGAAGAAGGAGAAAAACAGGGCGGCAGCAGCAGCGGAGGCACACAAUAGCACGGAGCCCAGCGUAGCCACAGAUUCCCCCAAUCGGACUGCCGAGGAGGAAGGAAAUAAAACCAUAUCGGGUAAAGAGCCAAACCAAAACUUUGCCCCCACGGCUGGAGGUCCUGAGGAGGAGAGCUUUGAUGAAGCAGACGCUCAGCCCCAGCCGCUCCCUUCCACCCAAGUGCCGCCAGCAUUCACCAACGAACUUUACCUGGGGAAGAUCCCAAGAAGACCAGAGACAACAAGAAAACCUCCUCCAAAGGAGGACAGGUUUCCAGAGGAAUACCCCUCAGAUAACAAAUUCAUCACCAUUAACCCAGCUGACAAGAACAGCUCCAGCAUGGCCACGAGACCUUCUCCUGGUAAAAUGGAAUGGAUCAUCCCGCUUAUUGUGGUCUCAGCACUGACCUUCGUGUGCCUCAUUCUUCUUAUUGCUGUGCUUGUCUACUGGAGAAAGUGUUUUCAGACUGCCCACUUCUAUGUGGAAGACAGCAGUUCCCCCCGUGUGGUCCCCAAUGAAAGUAUUCCCAUUAUACCUAUUCCAG
Messenger RNA from Leptosomus discolor (cuckoo roller), 2242 nucleotides. Lineage: Eukaryota; Metazoa; Chordata; Aves; Leptosomiformes; Leptosomidae. The record is from RefSeq and is a predicted model, not a curated record.